AUGUACGGACACGCCCUUUUUUUGGCGGUGUUUCUCAUGGGCAUGCAGCAACUCAGCGGAUUUGAUGGUGUACUCUAUUAUGCCCCAUUGCUUUUUGAGAAAGCAGGCCUAGCUUCCUCAGAUGCUAGCUUCUUUGCCUCUGGUGUUUCUGCAAUAGUUAUCAUCGCCGUAACCAUUCCGGCGCUCAUAUGGGCGGACAGGUGGGGCCGACGACGCAGCAGUAUCUACGGUGGCAUCGGCCUCGCCGUCACAAUGUUCUUGAUAGGGGGCCUCUACGCAGGGAAUGCCGUAUACAACUCAACUGGUGCAGGUCGGUGGGUGGUCAUUGUCUGCAUCUAUAUUUUUGCAGUCAUAUACUCUCUCAGCCGGGCAGUUGGCAUUGCGAUCUAUGCAGCAGAGAUACAACCACAAAGGACCUGUGCAUCGGCUACUAGCCUGGCACAUGGCAUCAACUGGACCGCCAGCUUUCUGGUCGCACUGACGACACCCAUUUUACUGUCAAAGUGCAGCUUUGGUGCAUACUUUCUCUUUGGAGGAUGCACCCUAAUUACGGCAUUCAUCUGCGCCCUCUUCAUGCCCGAAACAAAAGAACAAUCCUUGGACGAGAUUGAGGAGGCAUUCAGAUCUAAAUCGCUGUCCAAAACACUGUUGAAGGCCUUCGGACCUAUUACCCAGACAGCCCAGGGAUAA
Aspergillus tubingensis is the source of this 690-nucleotide messenger RNA. Its product is annotated as putative MFS sugar transporter. Bases 1 to 690 code for a protein of 229 amino acids. The transcript has 2 exons. The record is from RefSeq and is a predicted model, not a curated record. Gene Ontology annotation, biological process: carbohydrate transport; transmembrane transport. Lineage: Eukaryota; Fungi; Ascomycota; Eurotiomycetes; Eurotiales; Aspergillaceae. Gene Ontology annotation, molecular function: carbohydrate:proton symporter activity. Gene Ontology annotation, cellular component: membrane.